Messenger RNA from Colletotrichum phormii, 792 nucleotides. RefSeq names its product family 61 glycosyl hydrolase. The record is from RefSeq and is a predicted model, not a curated record. Lineage: Eukaryota; Fungi; Ascomycota; Sordariomycetes; Glomerellales; Glomerellaceae. The annotation marks the transcript as partial. The transcript has a single exon.
AUGCAGUUCUCAUUCACCGCCGCGGCUCUUGCCACUCUCAUCGGCUCCUGUGCCGCCCACACCAUGGUCAUUGACGUCUGGGUCAACGGCGCGGACCAGGGCGAUGGCCGUUCCACCGGCACCGGUACCACCAAGUACAUCCGUUCCCCCGAUAACAACAACCCCGUCAAGGACAUCACCAGCGACGCUAUCGUCUGCAACCUCAACGGUGGCAAGGCCCAGACUGGCUUCGUCAAGGCCGCUGCUGGUGACGACGUCACCUUCGAGUGGUACCACAACACCCGUUCUGACGACAUCAUCGACCUCUCCCACAAGGGUCCCAUCAGCACCUACAUCGCUCCCUACACUGAGGGCAGCGGUGCUGAGGCCAUCUGGACCAAGAUCCAGGAGUCCACCUACGAGAACGGCAAGUGGGCUGUUGAGACUCUUGUUGCCAACAAGGGUAUCUCUCCCAAGGUCACCAUUCCUUCUACCCUGAAGGCUGGCAAGUACCUCAUCCGCCAGGAGAUCAUUGCCCACCACGAGUCCGACACCACCUACGAUGUCAACCCUGCCCGUGGUGCUCAGUUCUACCCCUCCUGCGCCCAGUUCGAGAUCACUGGUACCGGCUCCGACGUUCCCCCCCAGAACUUCGACUUCACCACCGGCUACAAGUACACCGACGCCGGCAUCCACUUCGGCCUCUACAGCGCCGAUGCCUCCACCUACAAGGCUCCCGGCCCUGAGGUCUGGACCGGUGGCUCCGGCUCCGGCUCCUCCCCCGCCUCCUCCGCUGCUGCUCCCGCUGCUUCU